Molecule: messenger RNA, 528 nt
Organism: Fusarium fujikuroi IMI 58289
Lineage: Eukaryota; Fungi; Ascomycota; Sordariomycetes; Hypocreales; Nectriaceae
Exons: 1
Coding region: 1-528 (175 amino acids)
Source: RefSeq, a predicted model, not a curated record
AUGCUGGAUUCUCCUGAGACCACCCAAGCGGAACUAGAUGAACGCCAAAAGCAUUACUCCCAAGAAGAGAUCGAUCGCCUUGAAGGUGAGCUCUCGCCCUUGGAUGCACUCGCCACUUUCAUGCGCCUAGGUGUCAUCAUACCCCCGUAUCCUCCCGCGUGCCAUAUUAUUGACGGCCGCCAUCUUCAUGGAUGUGAUCAGAAGGUUAAGCACGUUUCAGACACCGAUGAGUUCAAAAGGUUGGAGCUGACUGGGGAGAACACUAUUGUCGACCUGGUAAAGGCUCCGUUUUCUGAUCUCGACAGCCAAAUUCACGUUGUACAAAGCCGCACACUCUUUAAGAAAAGAUCGCGAGGGCCAUUGGUGAACACAACUUCCAAUAUGACUUCAGAGUCAAAGCUCCUACCAGCAUGCAAUUCUUUUCCGACUGGAAAAGAUUCUGCCAAGAUCAUCAAGUGCCUCCCUCACCAGGCACAACAGUCGACAAGGUUCAUUCGUUGCCUCGGAUCGUUCGACGAGCUCUUAUAA